Mollisia scopiformis is the source of this 1744-nucleotide messenger RNA. RefSeq lists its product as uncharacterized. The record is from RefSeq and is a predicted model, not a curated record. Gene Ontology annotation, cellular component: cytosol; COPI vesicle coat. The transcript has 5 exons. NCBI's taxonomy places the organism in Eukaryota, Fungi, Ascomycota, Leotiomycetes, Helotiales, Mollisiaceae. Gene Ontology annotation, biological process: retrograde vesicle-mediated transport, Golgi to endoplasmic reticulum; Golgi localization; endoplasmic reticulum to Golgi vesicle-mediated transport. Bases 44 to 1600 code for a protein of 518 amino acids.
AACCAAAUUCCCCCGCUACAUUGUCUGUUGAACACUCGCAAAAAUGGUUGUCCUUGCCGCUUCAAUAUGCACUCGGGGCGGAAAAGCUGUCCUCUCGCGACAAUUUCGAGAGAUGCAGCGCUCUAGAAUUGAAGCCCUCCUGGCAUCUUUCCCAAAGUUAGCAGACAGUGGAACCCAACAUACGACUGUUGAACAAGACAAUGUCCGCUUUGUGUACCAACCGCUCGACGAACUCUAUAUGGUUCUCAUCACCAAUAGGCAAUCCAAUAUCCUCCAAGACAUCGACUCCUUACACCUUUUCGCACAAGUGGUUACGAGUACGUGCAAGACUCUAGACGAGAGGGAGAUUUUGAAGAAUGCCUAUGAACUACUCAGCGCGUUCGAUGAACUCGUCACUCUGGGAUACAGGGAGAAUCUGACCAUCAGCCAAAUCAAGACAUUCUUAGAAAUGGAGAGUCACGAAGAGAGAAUCCAAGAGAUCAUUUCAAGAAAUAAAGAAUUGGAAGCCACCGAGGAACGGAAACGAAAGGCAAAGCAGUUGGAGAUGCAACGCAAAGAAGUUUCAAGAAGUGGCAGAAAUGCCAUUCCCCGGACGCCUAUCUAUCCUACAUACACUCCUCCCGCACGCACCACUGUCACAGAUACCUACGAUUCCUACGAGGCCGAGAAGAAUAAGUCAUAUAAAGCUGCAGCACCGAAGGGCAAAGGCAUGCAGUUGGGCAAAAAGUCCAAGACUACCGACAUGUUCGAACGUGUCAGAGGUGAUUUGGGUGCCGAAGCAGAAGAAACCGCAUCUUCUCCAUUAGUGCCGAACCACCCCACCACUUCAGCAGAACACACGCAUGCACAGCCAUCUCCUGUAACAUCCUCACUCGACCGUGACGCCAUUCAUGUUACGAUCGCAGAGACUAUAAAUGCAAAGCUGUCAAGGGAAGGCUCUGUAAACUCGCUAGAAGUCAAAGGGGACCUGCAAUUGAGGAUAUCAGAUCCAACGUUGACGAAGGUGAAGCUGGAUUUGGUUGCCAAUGCCAGCCACGGAGUCCAAUUUCGAACGCAUCCUAAUGUCGAUAAAGGAGUUUUCAAUAACUCCAAGGCUGUACAGAUGUCCAAUAUCGCAAAGGGCUUCCCAGUCAACAACUCAGUCGGUGUUUUGCGAUGGCGAGCUACACCAAAAGCCGACGAUGCAAGCGCGGUCCCAAUCACCUUCACUGUGUGGGUUAACAAGGGAUCUGACGAUACGUACAACAUCACUGUUGAGUACGAACUCACUGGGGGUGACCCACUGAAAGAUGUUACCGUCAUCAUUCCUUACGCUACAAGCGAACCAGCAGUUUCUAGCUUUGAUGCCACAUAUGAGGUCUCAGGAGACAGUUUGGAGUGGACUAUUGGUCUAGUGGAUGAUGACAAUGCUUCUGGGUCCUUCGAAUUCGAAGCCCAAGCCGGAGAUGAGAAUGAGUUCUUCCCUAUGCAAGUGAAAUUCGGCAAAUCGAAACCCUUCAUCGACGUUGAUGUCACCGACGUUACGCUUGUUGAGAUGAAUGAAACAGUAACGUUCUCGAAGGAGGUCAAGUCUGUCGCUGACUCGUACAUAAUUGAGUGAUAAGCCAUAAAGCGUAGAAUUGGGAGCAGAAUAUGUAUGUUGUCUGGAGCAAGGCGUGGGACGGUCGGCAUCAAUAGCCAUGAAAAAAUCAUGAUUUUUGCCAUAGACUAAAUCACCACCAAAAUGAAUGAACUUGAUUUGCAC